Dioscorea cayenensis subsp. rotundata (Guinea yam) is the source of this 519-nucleotide messenger RNA. RefSeq lists its product as uncharacterized. The record is from RefSeq and is a predicted model, not a curated record. The transcript has 2 exons. Lineage: Eukaryota; Viridiplantae; Streptophyta; Magnoliopsida; Dioscoreales; Dioscoreaceae. The coding region runs from base 18 to 410 and encodes 130 amino acids.
GAUCUCCAACCCUCCUCAUGAAUAUUGUUGAUCAGCCGCACAAACCCGACAAGGUGUUGGAUCUUCACCAACGAGCAGUGGAAAACUUGGAGAGCAUUCUCUCUGAAGAUGAUGCUGAGUCAGAGGGCUCGGAUUGCUCCAUGUCUGAAUCCGAUGAAUAUGAUGAGGAUUUGGAAAUGGAGGAUGAGGUGGAUGACUCGACUACCUUAAGCAUGUACCAAGAGGGGCUCCGGAAAGAAAAUCUAGUUCGGAAGGGGAGCGUUCUGUCAACAAUGUCUCAAAAGAAAGGAAGGCUUGGAGAAGAUUUAAUAUCAUUGGUUGGAAUUGUAGGGGUUCCACUGGCAAAGAAAAAGUUUUCAGAAUUCGUAGGCUUCUCCAAGAAAAUAAUAUUGACAUGCUUGCUCUGGUAGAGACUAGAGCGAAUUGUGACCGUGUUUCCCGUUUUUGUAACCAGUUUUCCAGAUGCUGGAAUUGGGUUGCAAUUCCUGCGGAUGGUUAUUCUGGGGGGAUCAUCAUCCU